Messenger RNA from Epinephelus moara (kelp grouper), 2265 nucleotides. It is a transcript of the gene wasf1, whose product is annotated as WASP family member 1. Gene Ontology annotation, biological process: actin cytoskeleton organization; positive regulation of Arp2/3 complex-mediated actin nucleation. Gene Ontology annotation, molecular function: protein kinase A regulatory subunit binding; Arp2/3 complex binding; actin binding. The transcript is spliced from 11 exons. Bases 459 to 2210 code for a protein of 583 amino acids. Lineage: Eukaryota; Metazoa; Chordata; Actinopteri; Perciformes; Serranidae. The record is from RefSeq and is a predicted model, not a curated record. Gene Ontology annotation, cellular component: SCAR complex; cytoskeleton.
CCACGAGCACAGCAGCAGUUGCAUGGGACGCUUUCUCGCGCCCCAACAAUAGAGUGGUAAGUACCAUUAUCACCGAUUAUAAUGGGGACAUUUUCCUGCGAAUAACCGUCAUUCCUCCCUCGUUACCGCGGACUGACCGUCUCUGUCGCGUGCGGGUCAAACUGACGGGGAGUUUUUAGGGUUACGAAACCUGUUGUUAGCUAAACCGGACCUGCUUUGAUGCUAAUUUCACCCAAAUCUCCCCCUGAGAUUCCCUUUGGAAAAAAGUGCCUGGAUUCUUCUCCGCCGCCGCCUCUUCCACCAGGAGUACAUUUGAUAUCAGAGACAGUACAAUCAUGGAUCCGACCCGGGGAUUUAAAUUCUUGGACACGGUGGCAUGCUCCGCUGCUCAGUGAGGAUGGAAAGGACAUAAGAGGGAUUAAAACCAACGUAUCAGGUAGUGGUGUCGCAGCAGAAGGAUGCCGCUGGUGAAGCGCACCAUCGAGCCCAGGCACCUGUGCCACACGGUGCUGCCAAGGAACAUCAAGAAUGAGCUGGAGUGUGUGACUAACAUCUCCUUGGCCAACGUCAUACGCCAGCUCAGCAGCCUCAGUAAAUAUGCAGAAGACCUGUUUGGAGAACUGUUCAAUGAGGCCCACACCUUCUCUUUCCGGGUCAACUCCCUGCAAGAGCGCGUGGACCGCCUCUCCAUCAGCGUCACACAGCUGGACCCCAAAGAAGAGGAACUGUCUCUUCAGGACAUUACCAUGAGGAAGGCUUUCAGGAGUUCAACCAUUCAGGACCAGCAGCUGUUUGACCGCAAGUCGCUGCCCGUCCCACUGCAGGAGACCUUCCAGACAUGCGAGCAACCACCACCCCUGAACAUCCUCACGCCCUACAGGGACGAUGGAAAAGAGGGUCUGAAGUUCUACACCAAUCCAUCCUACUUCUUCGACCUGUGGAGGGAGAAGAUGCUGCAGGACACAGAGGACAAGAGGAAGGAGAGGCGGAAACAGAAGCUGGAAAUGCCUUAUCUUGUGUGUCCCAAUGGCCUCAUAAGAGUCCUCUCUGAAACCCCUCCUCCCUUCCUCAGUCCCCCAGAGUUGCAGGACCCCCGCAUGUAUGAUCAGGUCUAUAGGUACUUAGACCUUCCAGGGCAGCUGAAAGCGAUAGACCGUCCGCAGGAGCCGGAGAAGAUACCGCGGGCGCCUCACGAUCGUAAAAAGGAGUGGCAGAAACUGGCACUGGGCGCAGAGCUCGCCCAGGAUAUACCCGACGACAAACACAGAGAGGCCAACGGAUCUGCAGGUUACCACGACAACAGGGCUCCCUUGUACAUGGAACAUUUGGACGGGCCCUUCUCGCUGGCGGCGCUGCCCUACAGCCAGAUGAACGAGCUGCUGAACCGCACCGGGGACAGAAUGUAUUCGCGGCCCCACGACCCUCCACCGCCUCCACCCCUCAUGCACCCACUGGGAGAGAUCAAGCCACCCUCUGUGAUCAGUUCCAGUUCAGGUUUUUCCGACAGCAGACCCCAGUCUCCAGCACGGACAGCAGGGCUCAACUCCAACACUCCUCCUCCACCGCCUCCCCCUCUUCCCCCUCCGCCUCCCCCGUUACCCUCCUCAGGCCUGCGGGGUACCCCUCCGCCUCCCAUUCCUCCUCUACCAGUCCAGCAGCAGCCCCCGGCCAUCCCGCCUCCCCCCGCCCCUCUCCAGAUCGCCCCCGGGGUGCUGCACCCGGCCCCUCCACCCGUGGCGCCUCCCCUCCACUCCUCACCGGCCCGUCUCCAGCAGGUCCUGGACAGGGGCCCACCCAUGGGCUCUGGGACCCAGUCGGACGGCAGCAUCCUGCCUCCUCCCCCGCCGCCUCCUCCUCUGCCCCUCACCGGAGCGCGGAGCUCCUCGCCCUGUCCAUCAGGCCCGCCACCUGUGCCGGCCUUCCCCUCAGCAGGAGCCAUGGCCUCCCCGCCGCCCCACACCCUCCACGACUUGGGGAGCAAGAGGCACCAUCCAGCCAAUCUGCCACCCAUCAGCGAUGCUCGCAGUGUCCUGUUGGAAGCUAUCAGAAAAGGCAUACAGCUGCGGAAAGUGGAGGAGCAGCGAGAGCAGGAGGCUAAGCACGAGCGUGUCGGCAAUGACGUGGCCACCAUCCUCUCACGCCGCAUCGCUGUGGAGUACUCUGACUCCGAGGACGAGUCUGAGUUUGACGAAGGAGACUGGAUGGAGUGAUGGCGAUCAGGCAGAGGACAAAUGUGUUCAGGUGCCCCCCCCCCCCGACCAACCC